AUGGCCGGGCAGAUGGCGGUGCUGGGCUCGGCAGUUCUGGCGCUCCUGUUGGCUGGCUACCUAGCACAGCAGUAUUUGCCAAUGCCAACGCCAAAAGUCAUUGGGAUUGAUCUCGGCACGACUUACUGCUCUGUUGGCGUCUUCCUCCCAGGAACGGGGCAAGUGAGGGUUAUUGUGGACGAAAACGGGCACAACAGCAUUCCAAGCAUAGUGUCUUUCACGGACAGAGAGGUCUAUGUGGGCUACGAUGGCCUGGAGCUGGCCGAUUCAAAUCCACAGAACACUAUAUAUGAUGCCAAAAGAUUCAUUGGGAAAAUCUUCACUCCAGAUGAACUGAAAAGUGAAAGUAGCAGGUAUCCAUUUAAGAUUUUAAACAACAAUGGAAUGGCUGAAUUUUCUGUGACAACCAACACAACCUUUCACGUCACUCCAGAGUAUAUUGGCUCUCGGCUGCUCCUGAGGCUGAAGAGAAUGGCCGAAGGCUCUCUUGGUGUGCCUGUUUCCAAGGCAGUCAUCUCUGUACCAGCAGAGUUUGAUGAAAAGCAGCGCAAUUCUACCAUCAAGGCAGCUAACCUUGCAGGGCUAGAAAUUCUGCGUGUGAUAAAUGAACCGACUGCUGCAGCAAUGGCCUACGGCCUCCACAAAGCUGACGUGUUUAAUGUGCUGGUGGUGGAUUUGGGUGGGGGAACGUUAGACGUUUCCCUGUUGAACAAGCAGGGAGGGAUGUUCCUCACGCGAGCCAUGGCAGGUAACAACAAGCUUGGAGGUCAGGAUUUUAAUCAAAGGCUGUUGCAGCAUUUGUACGCCCAGCUCCAUCAAAAGUAUGGUGCUCUACCAUCAAGAAAAGAAGAAAUACAUCGACUCAGACAGGCUGUGGAAGCAGUUAAGUUAAAUCUGACUGUAUAUGAGGCCUCCACAAUAAAAGUGGCAUUGACUUUCCCAGAAAAGAUUACAAAAGAUCUUCCAGAAAGUGAGCUGAACAAAAACACCGUGUUGAAAGACAAGCCUUCACAAGUAAGAAAAGAUAGGGAAAAUGUUGAAGGAGGCAAUUCACAAGCACAGAGCAACUUUGUCACAGUUCUGUUUGAAACAGAAAUCUCUAGGAAGCUCUUUGAGAUGUUGAACAAGGACCUUUUUGAGAAGAUCCUCGUGCCCAUUGAGCAGGUGCUGAAGGAAGGCCACCUACACAAAGCAGAAGUGGAUGAAAUUGUGUUAGUUGGAGGUUCCACGCGGAUUCCUCAAAUCCGCAAAGUUAUUCGAGAUUUCUUUGGAAAGGAACCAAACACCUCUGUAGACCCUGAUUUGGCAGUGGUGAUGGGCGUAGCCAUCCAAGCAGGAAUCGUCGGUGGGUCUUGGCCUCUCCAAGUUAGCGCUAUAGAAAUUCCUAAUAGGCAUUUACGGAAAACUAAUUUUAACUGAAAAUAAGCUUUCUUAUUGCAUUCCAUUUCUCCAGUGCACUAUGGCAGUGCAUGCUAAUCUCACCGGCACUGAAGCCUAAUCUUAGCCAUAUCAUAUCCUUUUCUAUAAACCAGAUAGGUGCUACUGGACACCAAAUUUUGUUAAAGCCAAAAGUUACUUUAAAGCUAUGAGUGAUGUUGAAGUUCUGAAGUGUCCCCUUAUGUAGAUGUGGAAAUGUCAGGUGAAAAUGCUGAUCUUGUAUAGACACAUUCUGUAAUUCAGGAUCCUUAGCAAAUCCUGAAGAGGUGUUUAUUUUAAAGUGAAAAUAUAAAGGGAGUGUGACCAAAGGUUGCAAGUAAUAUGUUAUAGUGCCAUAGCCAUUCCCACGUUAAAUAUAUUUACUUUAAGGAAUGUGAAACAAUGUGGGUGCACAUAGCACUUGCAGUGUUGUGCUUAAAGUUAUUUAUUAAAUUGAGUCAUUUGAGCAUUUAAGCACCUUUCUAAAAGGCAUGUUGCAGCUUGAAUGAGAUUUACUCAUUCACUUGAUUAUUCUGCUGUUCAUAACAGCAUUUUAUCGAGACUAUGUGGCAAAUUCUUGUCUCUUGAUUCAGUCAAACCAUAGUAAGAAAUUUAGCUCUUGCUAAUGCGCAGUGCUACUUAGUGUGUCUGCAAGAGCCAAGUUCCCUGGUGUGUAUUUAAUGUUACUUGUAGGUGCUGCUAUCAUACCACUAAUGUUCUUACCAGAGAACAAGUGCAUACCCGCCCACUAUUUAUAAUCCCUUCGUAUGAAAACUGUAUAAACUUAAUGUAUUUUCUUUAAAGUUAUUCCUGUACAUCUUCACUUGAAUUUGACCAACAUGAAUUUCAGUUUUGUGCAAUUACAAAUGUUACCUCUUUCCCUGUCCUCCACCCCUGCCUUUUUUUUUUUUUUUUCCAGGGAGAAAGUAUGGGACAGACAGGACCUCCUGUAUUAAGUUUAGUUCCUGAAGUUUUCGUAAAUGAAAGCUCACCUAGUUCACCUAGUUUUCUUUUUUGUACUUUCGGGCUCGUAUCUCUGGUUUAUGCUUCUUGUCCUAGUCUCCAUAGGCUAGAGAUUGCAGUUGUUGUUCUGGAAUAAAAAGGGUGUUUGUACCCCAAGGAUUUGAGGUAACAUAAAUAGGAAAUUUUAUUUUGGGCAAGUAUUUUUGUGCCUAAUUAUCCAGCCAAUGCAUAAAGAGAAAUUGAUACUUACAUUGGUGACUAUUUCUACUCUCUUUAGAGAGUUACAGCCAUUUUUAAAAGGCUAGAUACAUUCUUUUUUCAAGUAGAUCUGGCUUGCUACAAUGAAGACACUUCACUUGGCCAAGACUUGUGUAGACUUUUGGUAACAAACCCCAGUCCUAACCAGGUAAGUGGUAGUGACAGUCGGUACUGAGCACUUUUCUCUGCCCUGCAGAUUUUUUUUUCUCCUCCAUAUUGAGGUUACCCAUAUAAAUGGAACUGUAGCUUCACAUAACCAUUCCACCAACAUUGCCUAGCUGUACAGAAGCUUCCCCAGAUAUUGCGAGCGUUCAUUUAAUUUCAUUGAGUGGAAAACUUUUUUUAAUAUAAGAGUAUUUUUUCCUUUGUAGCUCCUAAAAAUUGACCCUGAAAGUCUGUGCAGAGCUUUCAGUAAAAAAUAACAUAUUCAAAAGAAAUUACUUCACACUUAAAAAGUUGGUGGUGAGGGACGGAGGUGAAUGUAAAUAAAACUCUUCACUUGAAAGAAGUGUAGCUUCCAUGCCAGUAUWCAGCACAGUUCUCACGCGGCUGCCGUCCUUGCCUUGCAGAUAUUGUAGGUAUUUAAGUCUUUGAGUCAYUGUGGCCUUUCCUUCUGCCCCGCUGUAAAUUCUUCUCCAAGUAUGCUGGAAUGACAGUAGGCCUUAAGUCUUAAUUUUAAUGCACUUUUGGAAAUGAACAGACCUCCAUAAAAUCUGAAUCGCAUGACAAGUUUGGAAGGCGUCUGAGAGCAACUUUUAAAUGUGAAACUCUUAGUGCAAGUAAAUGAAGUACUUCCACUUAGUAGCACUUGAGUGGAGUUUAACAGUUAAGUUUCUUUCAGUGUUAAUCUGGGAAUUGGAAGGGUGAGUUAUUGUUUACUUGAACUUCACAGAAGGGUAUUUAUUCAGAUGUCUCUACAUAUUUUCUUUUACAUAGAGAAGUUACUGCACAUUGGAUAUCUCACAAUGCAUCCUUAUUUAUUAGAUAACUAUUCUCAGAAUUCUGAGAAGUUAUUUAUUCUUUAUCUUUAGUUUUGGUACUGUAUUUGGCACAAAACAUUGAAAUUCAAAGAUGAGUGGGACACUGUACAAAAGGGAUCUUUACAGGGGUACCUGUGUGCUGCUUACCUGCAGAAGUCUGUUACACACGGCUAUGUGAAGGUUGAAGUCUCUAGAGCCCGUUCUUCAAAUUGAGUAAUGUUGCCU
Nothoprocta perdicaria is the source of this 3842-nucleotide messenger RNA. RefSeq names its product heat shock protein family A (Hsp70) member 13 (gene HSPA13). Gene Ontology annotation, biological process: vesicle-mediated transport; cellular response to unfolded protein; protein refolding. The transcript has 5 exons. The coding region runs from base 1 to 1419 and encodes 472 amino acids. Lineage: Eukaryota; Metazoa; Chordata; Aves; Tinamiformes; Tinamidae. Gene Ontology annotation, molecular function: ATP-dependent protein folding chaperone; heat shock protein binding; ATP binding. The record is from RefSeq and is a predicted model, not a curated record. Gene Ontology annotation, cellular component: cytosol; cytoplasm; nucleus.